CUUUUCUCUCUGUCUGUCUCUUUUUAGCCGUCUCUGCCUCUACCUUUUUGUCUAUCUCUGCCCAUGUCUCACCAUUCCUGUCUCGUCUCAUAUCACCCCUUCCCUCUCUCUCCCCUCUUUCUCCUUAUUUCUGCUCUGUGUUCAUAUCUCUCUUCUUUGUCUCUCUCAGUGUACCCGUCUGUGGGUGUCUCUGAAUCUUCCUGUGUUCUCUCCAUCUUUUUCUCUGUCUCUUUUUCAUUCCCAAACCCUCUCCCCAGUUCUGCCCAGUUCUGUUUCCCUCUAUGUCUCUGUCUGUGCCUCCCUGUUGUUCCGCCUCUGUAUGUCUGUCUCUGACUCUCUUUCCCCUCUGGCUUCCUGCCUACCUUAUCCACUCUCUCCCUGGGUGAGCGUCUCUCAGGUCCUCUCAUGAUGUCUCCAUCUGUCCAGUUCUCUCUCUCUGUCUCUGCCCCUCAGGAUUCCUGCUGCCUAUUCUCUCUCUCUGGCUCUGGCUCCCUGAGACUCUGAACCCAGAGGCUCAGGAAGCACCUGGGAAGGGAAGGAAGAGGUCUGGGGGCGGAAUGGUCAGGCCAGUGACACCUCUGUUCUCUGAUAGGACCAGGAUCCCCCAACAUGGACUGGAUCGGGACGGGACUGCUUCUACUGCUGCUGGGUAUCACCUGCCUGCUGUUGGCCAAGGCAGCUCACAAAACCAAGGGUCGUCUGCCUCCCGGCCCCAGACCCCUGCCGCUGCUCGGCAACUUGCUACAGCUCCGAUCUAGAGACAUGGUGACUUCACUCACCAAGCUGAGUCAGGAGUAUGGUCCUAUAUUCACUGUGCACCUAGGCAGCCGGCCUGUUGUUGUCCUAAGUGGGUAUGACACGGUCAAGGAGGCUCUGGUGGACAAGGCCGAAGAAUUCUCAGGACGUGGGGAGUACCCCGUAUUUUAUGACUUCACCAAGGGCAAUGGUAUUGCCUUCUCCAAUGGAGAAAAGUGGAAAGUGUUGAGGCGAUUUUCCAUCCAGAUCCUUCGCAAUUUCGGCAUGGGAAAGAAAAGCCUUGAGGAACGCAUCCUGGAAGAGGAAGCCUUCCUUCUGGAGGAACUGAAAAAAACUGAAGGUGCCCCUUUCGAUCCCACCUUCGUGCUCAGCCGCUCCGUAUCCAACAUCAUCUGCUCAGUCGUCUUCGGUAGCCGCUUUGACUAUGAGGAUGAGCGUCUGCUCAAGCUUGUCCAUCUCAUCAAUGAAAACUUUAAAAUCAUGAGCAGCCCCUGGGGAGAGAUAUACAACAUCUUCCCUGGUCUCCUACAAUGGAUCCCGGGCCCCCACCGCAGCCUCUUUCAGAACUUUGGGAGCAUGAAGACCCUCAUCGACCGCAUCAUCCAUGAGCACCAGACCAACCUAGACUCUACCAGCCCUUCUGACUUUAUUGACUGCUUUCUUAUCAAGAUGGCUGAGGAAGCCAAGAGCCCACACAGCUACUUCCACAUGGAGACGCUGGUGAAGACAACGUUCAUCCUCAUCUUCGGUGGCACAGAGACAGUGGGCACAACACUGCGCCACAGCUUCCUACUUCUCAUGAAGUAUCCUCAGAUUCAGGCCCGGGUACAGGAGGAGAUUGACCGCGUGGUGGGGCGGGGGCGGCGGCCCACCCUGGAGGACCGCUCGUCUAUGUCCUACACGGACGCCGUCAUCCAUGAGGUGCAGCGCUUUGCGGACAUCAUCCCCAUGAACUUGCCGCACCGGCUUACCCGCGACACACUCUUUCGAGGCUUCCUGCUGCCCCAGGGCACUGAUAUCAUCACCCUCCUCAACACGGUUCACUACGACCCCAGUCAGUUCAAGACACCUAAUGAGUUCAACCCUGCCCACUUCCUGGACUCCAAGGAGGAAUUCAAGAAGAGCCCAGCCUUCAUGCCCUUCUCUGCUGGUCGACGUCUGUGCCUAGGGGAGCCCCUGGCCCGCAUGGAGCUGUUCCUUUAUCUCACUGGGAUUCUGCAGAACUUCACACUACAGCCGCUGUGCUCCCCGGAGGAGAUUGACUUGACUCCCCUCAGCUCUGGCUUGGGCAAUGUGCCUAGACCUUUCCAGCUCCGAAUGGUGCCCCGAUAAGCCCAGGCUUCUAACUGGCUGGCCAGAGACCAUUCACUGGUCAAUCGCACACUGGCCAGAGACCACUCACUGUUCCAAUGGCUCUCAUUUUGGCCCUCAGCCUUGUCCCUCUCUGUUUUUCAAUUUCCCCUCUUACAUCCGUUAAUAUAUCCCAGUCUGUCCCCUUCUUCAGUCUUUACCGUCCCUCGUGUGCUUCUCUCCUCAGUUUUCUUCUGUUUCUCUUACACGAACACUCUCGCCCUCUCUUCCACCUUUCUCCUUCUCCUUCUUCUCCCUCUUCCUUUCUCUCUGGCUCCGUUUGUCUGUCUCUUUCUGUCUCUCUUUCUCUCUACCUGUUAUCAAGUCCCUCUUCGCAUGCAUAUUGCCCUUCUGACCCUGGGAAAGUUAUUUAACCUCCCAAGGGCCCUCAGCCAACUCUCUAAAGACCAUGAGACAAAGAGCAGGUGCUGAUCUGCCUUGCUAAAGGAAGUUUUCUCCACAGAGGAUGAAAUCCCAAGCCCUGUCAAAAAAAGAAAAGAACUAGCUGGAGAGCAUCCCAAGAAAGGCAGCCCAACCAGGGAAGGGCCUCGAGAUUGUGUCAUAUUAGGAGCAACUCACCUUAUUGAGUCUGGAACAGAGAAGGCUUAGGAGUAACAAAAGAGCAUUUAACUUGUGGCAGAGGGAUGGCUUAUUCUGUUUAGCCCUGGGGGCAGGACUCAGAGUCCCUGGUAAAUGUUGCAAAGAAGUCAAUUUAGACUUGACAGCAGAAGAAAAAGUCCCCGGCCCGAUGGAUUCACAAGUGAACUCUAUCAGACAUUUAAAGAACAACUAAU
Messenger RNA from Gracilinanus agilis (Agile Gracile Mouse Opossum), 2900 nucleotides. Its product is annotated as cytochrome P450 2F2-like. Bases 610 to 2088 code for a protein of 492 amino acids. The record is from RefSeq and is a predicted model, not a curated record. Gene Ontology annotation, biological process: xenobiotic metabolic process. Gene Ontology annotation, cellular component: intracellular membrane-bounded organelle; cytoplasm. The transcript is spliced from 9 exons. Lineage: Eukaryota; Metazoa; Chordata; Mammalia; Didelphimorphia; Didelphidae. Gene Ontology annotation, molecular function: oxidoreductase activity, acting on paired donors, with incorporation or reduction of molecular oxygen, reduced flavin or flavoprotein as one donor, and incorporation of one atom of oxygen; heme binding; oxygen binding.